Molecule: messenger RNA, 7041 nt
Organism: Zootermopsis nevadensis
Lineage: Eukaryota; Metazoa; Arthropoda; Insecta; Blattodea; Termopsidae
Source: RefSeq, a predicted model, not a curated record
GGCGUCGCGUCGAGACGCUGCUGUCGGAGACGCUCGUUGUCCGUGGAAACGACGCGAAAAUGUGAUCGCUUUGUGCUUCCUCUUGUGAAUCAGCAAGCUGUCUAAAUUAACAGAAGCGUCGUCCAUUAACACUCGAAACCGGACACUGAAGCAACGUAUUUUCAUCUAUUUAAUCUGCGCCGGCGUAGAUUUCUAUCAGUAUUAAGAUUUCAAAUUUGCACUAUGUUUUAAGCCGAACUCGAAAUUUACCUCGACAUUUUUAUAAAAUAUCUUACUUAAACAUGGCAGUCAAUAGUCCUGGUACAUAUCCUGUAAGCCCUAAAAGUCCAGUACCUAACAGUCCAGCUGCGUCAAAAAGCUCAAGUUAUUUUAACUUUGCUCCGCCAAAGAGCCCUGGAGGACCAAAAAGUCCGAAUCACCAUUGUCCUAAAAGCCCCGGAGGCUUUAAAAGUUCCACUCAUUUCAAUUUUGGCCCUAAGAGCCCUGGUGCCCCUAAAAGCCCUACUAAUGUUAACUGCGGUCCGAAAAGUCCCGGUGGUCCGAAGAGCCCUGUUAAUUUCAACGUAGGGCCCAAAAGUCCUGGAGGUCUUAAUAGUCCAAGACAACAAGUUGCAUUUGGCCCCAAAAGUCCUGGUAGUUCAAAGAGUUCCGGUCAUUUCACUUUCGGACCUAAGAGUCCCGUUGGGCCCAGAAGCCCAAGCGCAGCUCCUAGGAGUCCAAACGGUUACCACAGAUCGUCUUCAAUUGGGUCACGGAGCCCAAGUUGUAGGGCUGAGGGAAGUAGCGGUUCAUUCUCGUCGAAUUCAAACAUUUCGAGCACUGGCACUCUUCAGAACUCUGUCGUGGGCAGUGCUCACGAUGUAAGUUCAACCGAUACCGCUUCCACAUCGUCAUCCUCUUGGACCAGAUGUCGGAGAUCUACUUCAGAUUUGACAGAUCUCAUGGAGGAAGAAUGCUCCACUACUGCAACCUCUUUGUCCCGACCGUGUUCGCCGCGGAGUAGGGCGGGUAGUAUCAAGGGAGGCGGAGGACUGGCGUAUCUCGCGUCGCGCCGUGGCAGCAGAGAUUCGCAGGUGUCCCAAGCAUCCGCCGAAGACGUUGGUCCACUUAACUUCAGUAGUAAUCCUCGGGGACGCCAGAGGAGGAAAUCAAACUUCCUCGAACUACCAGUUCCUGACCAUAUCAGACCCAGGGUGUGCAGUUUGCCAGAGAAGCCGUACAACCCUCGUUGCGGGGAUGACCUCUACAGGUUACGGACAUUUAGCAUCACGAACAAGGGCGGUGUUGUCAACUGUGGAGACAGCAUCAUAAAUAGGCGGUCCAGGAGCAACACCAGCGUCAACUCCACCGCCAGCAGCCCCGGGGAGCGGUCUCCGUUCGAAGGAUCCUGUUGUGGAAGUAGUUACAACAACAUCAGCUCCGAGGCUAGCGUGGAGGAGAUUACGAAGUAUCGGGUGGUGCUGUUGGGGGACGCUGGCGUCGGCAAGACAGCUCUCGUAUCGCAGUUCAUGACGUCGGAAUACAUGAACACGUACGACGCUUCACUAGAUGACGAGUUUGGAGAAAAAACCGUGUCUGUACUUCUUGAUGGAGAGGAGUCUGAGAUGAUCUUCAUUGACCACCCGAGUGUCGAGAUGUCGGUUGAAAAUUCCUUGUCGACUUACGAACCUCACGCAUGCGUCGUAGUGUACUCCGUUGUGGAUCGCGCCACUUUCAAAACUGUAGAAGAUAUCCUCAACUACCUUUGGCGCGAGAACUAUACUCAAGACAAGUCUGUAAUUCUUGUUGGUAACAAGGCGGACCUUGCCAGAUCUCGGGUUAUUCCAACCAACGAGGGCAAGGCUCUGGCAGCAUCACGCGACUGUAAAUUCAUUGAGACGUCAAGCGGAAUCCAACACAAUGUAGAUGAGUUACUCGUUGGAAUUCUGAAGCAGAUUCGACUUCGAGAAAGCCGUGAGAAGAAGCGACAGUUGCGUCGUGGGAGUAAAGGUGGAAGAAACCCAAACAAUUCACGACUCCAUGGUUCCAGAACUUCUUUAUCUUUGAAUAUAGCACGUGAGAUUUUAAAUAAAAUGUGUAUGAAUGACAGCAAAUCAAAGUCAUGUGAGAAUUUGCAUGUCUUAUAAACUACAUAGCAAAAACAUUGUCGUAAGUAGACAUAACUUCCACGAUAGCAAAGUCUUACCUUUCUAAUAAUAUGUAGAAACUUUUAAGGCUGUAUUGUGGUAAUUUAUCCCUGUUCAGUUGGUACUGCGUGCACAGGACUACAGCCAGCUCUGCAAGUACACACAGUAACAGCAGCAGUUUAUCUCUUUAAAGUAUGAGUUCGUCUCAAUUGUAUGAAGAAUUCAGUUCUUACCUCAAAGAAAACACAAUGUGUCUCCAUUACAAAGACCACUUGGUUAAUGCUGUUUAGGGAAAUGUAGAUAUUUAUUCUGAGAAUUUUAUGCAAAACAUAAAUACACUGUGUUUAAAAUGCAAGGAUAAUGUAAGUUAAUGCAGUGGUACACAUGCGUACAACCGAGCUUUAAAGAGUUGUCUUGGCGGACGUUCUAUACUGUAGAAUUCCGUAUGAGCCAAUGUUCAUAAGUACUAUUUGAAGUUUGAGACAGGUAGGAAACAUAUUCUGGAAUCUGGAAAAUUUCCUCUCCUGGCUAAUAAAUUUGCAUUAUCCAUUCAUCAGUCAUGUGAUAUAAUUACAAAGAAGAAGAACCUUAAAACUUUUGCUGCUGUGUAACUCAUAUAAGUCUUCUCCAGCUAUAAGCCAAAUCAUGUUUAAAUAAAAUUCCAGCAAUUAUGAUAUGCUAUCAUCUUGUAGUUUUAUAUUAUCAUCUUUAAUGAUGAGAAACUAUUUCUGCCAUACAGCCAACAACAAAUAUAUUAAUGUGUGGCAGAUCUAGAAGACAGAAAUCUACAUUACAUUAAUUUGGUAUUAAAUAAGUUUCUCUUGGAUUUUCAAAGUGUUCUUUUGUGACAGAUGAAAAUACAUACCAAACAUUUUACAGAUGAACAGCUAACCUUUAUUGUCUGUGUGUCACUGCUUACAUGCAGUUGAGCUGGCUGUGCGUCACUCUAGCAUGACGCACUAACUCUGGAGUUCAAGUCUGGCCAGCAGCCCCAUAUUACAGGGGUUUAAACCCCUCUGUUACUGUGUGAUGAAGAUGAAUAGGCCUAAACAGUUUUUCAGUCAGGCAUGAGAGUCCUUAUUCUCGUUCUUCAUGAAAGGACCAUAUUUUAAUUUGUGACUGUAACUUUGAACAUGCCACUUUUCAAUUGAAUUUUGAUACAGGCAUUGAAUACAGCAUACCACUGACUUCAUAUCAUAUGAUACCUUAAAGGCAAGGGAAUGUAAAAUUAUUUAUGUCAAUUACAUUCAUUUCUUUGGCUAAUGGAGAAGCUUACACUCUUUAUUCAUUAAUCUGGAAUGGGUCCAUUUUUAAGAUUAUGCUAGAAGGAGUAUCAAGUGAAAUGAAUAUGAACAUAUACUUCUUGUAACACUCAGUAACUUUUCAAAAUAAUUUGUAUGCAAAUCUGACAAUGAGAUGUGAAAAUUUUGGUAAAUAGUAUUGUCAUUUGGUUGAUUUAAUUUUUGAAUUGGAAUAUUUAGUGCUACUUUUUGUGGCUGCAAAUGUCACAACUUUGUGAAUUGUAAGUAAAUUGAGAAAUAAUGCAAUUUAUUUCCCUGAAAAACUGAAUCUGCAGUCCUGGUCUGUGUUGUAUGACCUAAUUAGUUGUCAGAUGUUACAUUUUCUUGUAUGUCUGCUAAUCAUCAUAGAAAUGAGGUUAAAAUGUAGCAGGUGUAUUAGUUUUUUGUGCUAUGUCAGGUGAAAUGCAUUGAUAUUGCUGCUUUUUGUUGUCUGUUUAAAUAUUCUUCUGCAGCAAAAUGUUAAAACACAGUUUUUAUAGUUUUGAUAUCUUUUUAAUUGUUGCGCAAAGCAAUCUGUGCAUAAAUUAUAAUACAGUUUUCAUAAGCCAACUGUCAUAACUGCUUGUUAUGUUAGGGUAUUUGAAAGGUCUUCUGAGAUUUGAGCGUCUCAAUGCAGUGAGGAUGACGGUGUUGUUUUUCUAGGCUGUGACACCAUCUAGAUUCACUGGUACAUAGCAACAUUUUGUUUGAGGGCUGAAAAUGUAGACAGUAUAUUUUUCACAUAUGUUGGAAUGCACCUACAAGUCUAUAUGGUGUUAAAAGGCCUUACUUUAUAACUGAUUGUUUACCUAAUAAAUUAGAAUGCAAUUAUACAGGGUGAGUCAGAAGUAUGUUUACAAACUUCUUGUGCGUGUUCCAGUAUCGAAAAUAAGAAAAAAAUGUCCUAUGAACAUGGGGUCACAAAUGUUUCAUUUGUGAGUGAUGGCGGUGUUGUAACAGACAUGUGUCUCAGUGUUUCAGAGAAAUCAGAAGCCUCCGUCUUCAUGGCAACAGAUUAUAAUACUUACUGUACAAAAUACAUGGGCAAGUAACUGGGUACAGUAAAUGAAAACCUACUUCAUUGUAAGCCAAAAUGCUGUGAAAUUCAAAAUAUCAGUCAUUGUCCUGAUGUCAGUAAAAUACUUAAGAUUUAGUGCUGGACAUAAACUUUGAUUGAUUUCUAGUCUGUAUGUUAUUCUGCUUAAGAAACACAUUAUUUGAGUCCUGCCUAUGGGAACUUUGUCACAUGGCAGGUAAUUCUUGCCAUCACCUGCCAGGCAUGUGUCUUUGUUCACUCCAUAGGCAUCGUGAGUAGAGUGUAACAGAACUCCAGUCUGCAUACGGCCUGUUUAUAAUUAGUGCUGGACUGCUGCUCUGCCGUUUCUGUCUCUAGGAUUAAAGUUGUGUCCAAGAAAGAGGAACUUAUAUUUCAAAAUCUUAGUCUGCAAAUAUGUAUUCACAUCUGCCACUUUACAAGAUUUCCCCACAGUUCCAUUUUAUAAAAUGUGGUCCAUAUCUGAUUUCAGUCAUAUCGCCCAGAACGAUAGAGACCGCUUACUUCUUUGAAACAUUUUAAACCAGUGAACCAAAACAUGGUCUCAAUACUCAAAAUUGGAAACUUAAUCCCCUGUUAGUUUGUGUUAUUUCAUUAAUUUAUUAUAUGUUUUAUCUUGACUAUAACAAGAAGGUGCCCAUAUGCCAUGAAUAUGUAGAGAACAAUGUGGUAUAGCCCCACACAUUCUGAGCCUAUACUUUAGAUGUUUUCUUUUCACAGAACUGCCUAAUAAAUUCUCUCUCUCUCUUCUAUUCUCUGAGAAUAAUCUCACCAUGUUUACAAGGCAUACUUUAUUACACUAAAUCUAUAAUGAAAUAAUAAGAAGCAAAUAAAUGAAUAAUGAUAUCAUACAGUGAUGUAGCAGUGGAAAACAAGAUGUGUGAGAAAUAAAAGACUGUUUUUUACUUAUGAAUACGGGGAUAUGCAUGUGCACAUCACGUGUCUAUUGGACUGCUUACAUCACAGGUAUUUGCUUAACUCUAAUGGACAGUAUAUGGGCACUUUCCCACUUUCUUUUCAAAAUGAUCAUUUUAACAUUGUUUAUGUGUGAAGAAAGACUUAAAGCAAUAUUGGCCGCGGUUAGUGCAUCUUGAAGUUCGAUAUGUAUGAUAUUCAACGUGAUAUUAUGUUUUGUAUUUAAUAUUGCCAAUUGUUGUUGUUUCAUGUAUUAUGUUGACAAAUAAGAAGGUCCACUAAAAAUAUAUAUUUUAAUGGAACCAUAUGAAGUAGAGCAGGCCUAAAUAAUUAUAAAAGUAGUAAAAAAAUUUGCUGCUAUUUUUAUCUUGAUAUAAAGAUAAUACAUAAACAUGACUAAAAAUUGUAAGUAGCUUGUUCGUUAGAUGCUUUCUGUGAGAAUAUAUUUACAGUUUCAAAAUUAAUAAUUUUUUUCGUUUUCUAUAUUUACAUUACAAAGCAAGGAGAUAAUUAAGAUAACUCAUGGUGUAUAUUGUAUUGGGUGAAUGCAUGUAUUAAUAUACAGGCAUUACAUUUUUUCAAAUAAGUAUUUGGUUUGUCUGUUUACCAGUCAGCAGUGUUAUAACGGAACUCAUUUUGAUUUCUACUUAGUUUAAGUUAGAUCCUACUGCAGCGUGUCUAUUUCAAAACUGUGUAUACAAAAUGAACAACAGUAUGUACGCACAUGCUUGCGCUGUGUUACAUAACUAAUUCAUGAAUCCAUUCCAGACUGCUUAUGUUUCUCAAAUGCAAAGACACUUCAAAUUAACAUGGGAUCAUAUUUGGCAUACAGAAAUUUUAAACUUACAAAUCAUGGAUUCCUACCCUAACAUUUUUCUCAGGAAUUAACUUUUCUAUUUUUGCUUUAUUUACACUUCUUUUGUAUCUUAAUUUUGUUUGUAUUAUCACUAUGAAUCCUGAAGAAAAUGAACAAAAGCUAUAGAAAGCUAUAAAAGCUAUAGAAAUGGCUGAAUGUGCUGUAGUGAAUACAUUAAUGUCAGUGCUCUCUAGUGAAAAUAAUCUUCAUCUGGUGAAAUAUAUAUUAAUGUAACACCUGCAAUCACAUAAUAUGUCUGUGAUUGUGCAUUUCCUACUCAUCUUUCUUUCCCAAAAAUUAAAUAUAUUUUUAGAAUAUAAACUGUUUGGAGAUAUGUUAUUCCAAAUCUAAUUUUUUUAAUUAAAUUCUGACAUAUACUGUCAUUUUUCCAUCAGUGAAUUUGUAAAUACACUAUACUGUAAGAAUGUAUAUUUUCUCAUUUAAAGGUGUUAUAUGCAAGAGUAAAAACUACAAGUUAGUAAGAUAUAAGUAGGCCUAAAUGUAAAGAUUGUCAUAAUGGCAAAUGGCUAAAUGUCAAAGUUAUCAUACUUCACUCUUCAUCAAACAUUCCCAAAUUAUGUACUAUACAUAACAUGUAUCAGAGUGUGUCAUAAGUGUGACAAUCAUUAAAUGUACCUUCUGCAUCUUUCAUAUCAGUCACACUUUCAACUGAGGUAUAUUUUUUAUGCUAUAACUAUUUCUCAGACAUCUAAUGAUCCAAGUAUCAAACUUCCUUACUUGUAAAGACUUUUGUACUGUCUCUUUAUUUGGUAUUACUAGAAAAUAUAAGCAUUGCGUCUAUAUAACGCA